Messenger RNA from Cheilinus undulatus (humphead wrasse), 1419 nucleotides. RefSeq names its product matrix metallopeptidase 20a (enamelysin) (gene mmp20a). Lineage: Eukaryota; Metazoa; Chordata; Actinopteri; Labriformes; Labridae. The transcript has 10 exons. Gene Ontology annotation, molecular function: zinc ion binding; metalloendopeptidase activity. The record is from RefSeq and is a predicted model, not a curated record. Gene Ontology annotation, cellular component: extracellular matrix. The coding region runs from base 1 to 1419 and encodes 472 amino acids. Gene Ontology annotation, biological process: proteolysis; extracellular matrix organization; collagen catabolic process.
AUGGAGUUGUUCUGGCUGUGGAUACCUGGUUUGGGCUCUCUGAUGCUUGCAGGAAUCUUGACUCUUCCCAUCGAUCAGGAGCAGUGGCUGAGACCUGAGGAUGUGGAGCUGGCUGAGAGCUACCUCAGCAUGUUUUACAACCUGAACCGUGGAGACAGAGCAACGAGAAGGCGGAUCAGGUCCACGUCAGCUGUGGAGGAGAAGAUCAGAGAGAUGCAAAACUUCUUUGGUCUAAGAGAGACGGGUCAUCUGGACCGUGACACCCUGGAUGUGAUGAAAGAGCCGAGGUGUGGCGUUUCAGAUGUUGAAAACUUUAGUUUUUACCCGGGGAGGCCAAAAUGGAAGAACCACACCAUCACAUACAGGAUUGAAAAAUACACUUCAGAUAUGAAGAGAGAGGAUGUGGAAAAGUCCUUUAGCUCAGCCCUGAAGAUGUGGAGCGAUGAAGCCCCACUGAGGUUCAUCAGAGUCCACCAUGGCAAAGCUGAUAUUGUCCUCUCCUUUGCCCGUGGAUUUCAUGGGGAUUUCUUUCCCUUCGAUGGACCUCGUGGCGUGCUGGCUCAUGCUUUCCAGCCUGGAGAGGGGAUGGGAGGAGACGUGCACUUUGACGAGGAUGAAACCUGGACAGUAGGGAAGAAAGGUUACAGUCUGUUUGCGGUCGCAGCUCAUGAGCUGGGACACUCACUGGGUUUGACUCACUCUCGAGACCCCUCGGCCAUCAUGUACCCCAACUACAGAUCUAAAAGUAAUACACAGUACUCGCUGUCCAAAGAUGAUGUGCUUGGGAUCCAAACACUGUACGGAAAACCCACAAGAAAAGAAGAAACCAGUUCAGCCCCCAAAAAGUGCGACCCCGGCUUUUCUUUCGAUGCAGCCAUUAUGAUUUCAGACGAGAUUGUUUUCUUUAAAAACAGGUACAUGUGGAUGAGAACAACAAAGUCGACUUAUUGGAAUCGCCUGAGAGAGAGCCCCAGCAGCGUGUAUUUACCCAGCAUCAGCUCUCAUGUUGAUGCUGCUUACGACAUCCCUGCCAAAGGCGUGGCGUACAUAUUCACUGGUCCUAAGUACUGGGUGGUUCAACAGCUUAAGAUGAAAAGUCAAGCCGGCUCCAUCCAAGAAUACGGCUUCUCCUCCAGAGUCCAGCAGGUCGACGCUGCAGUGCACAUCGCUGAAAAUGGAAAGACAGUCUUCUUCAUAGGAGAGGUUUAUUACAGGUUUGAUGAGCGCAGGAGGAUGAUGGACCCUGGUUUUCCCAGACUAAUCCGCACUGACUGGCCUGGACUCCCCAAAAGGAUCGACGCUGCCUUCAAGUUACAGGGCAGCAUCUUCAUCUUCAGUGGGACAAAGUCGUACCAGUAUGACUUCAGGAAAAAACAGGUGGUUAAUGUAAUUUCAGCAAAUUCCUGGCUAGGAUGCUAA